This is a messenger RNA of Eriocheir sinensis (Chinese mitten crab), 3599 nucleotides long. RefSeq names its product 26S proteasome non-ATPase regulatory subunit 1-like (gene Rpn2). NCBI's taxonomy places the organism in Eukaryota, Metazoa, Arthropoda, Malacostraca, Decapoda, Varunidae. Gene Ontology annotation, biological process: regulation of protein catabolic process; proteasome-mediated ubiquitin-dependent protein catabolic process. Gene Ontology annotation, molecular function: enzyme regulator activity. The record is from RefSeq and is a predicted model, not a curated record. The transcript is spliced from 9 exons. Gene Ontology annotation, cellular component: nucleus; proteasome storage granule; proteasome regulatory particle, base subcomplex. Bases 138 to 3128 code for a protein of 996 amino acids.
AAUUUUAAACUAUAUCUUGACCGAGUUAGCAUAAAAGUUACCUUAGUAGUUAUUUAGCCUGUCACGUGGGUCCCUGGGCGGGUAUAAAGUCGGUGUGUUGUGUGUCUGCAAAACUGUGAAGUCAUUUUAGGGACGCGAUGGGUUUUAUCACGUCGGCAGCGGGCAUCCUGGCCCUGCUGGACGAGACAGAGGAUGAGCUGCGAGUGUUUGCACUGGAGCGGCUCAACGAGAUCACCGACACCUUCUGGCCUGAGAUUGCCGACUCCAUACAGAAAAUAGAGAGACUUGAGGAAGAUGGCAGCUUCCCGAAGAAGGAGCUGGCCGCCCUGUUGGUCUCCAAGGUGUACUUCCACCUGGGCUCGUACCUGGACUCCCUCACCUACGCCCUGCGCUCGGGGCCCAUGCUGCACCAGGACCCCAACCAGCUCUACAUAGACACUAUCAAAGUGCACGCCAUUGACCAUUACAUCAAGCUGCGUGCCCAGAAGGAUGCCAAGAUGGACCCCAGGCUGGAGACGCUGCUCAACAACAUGUUCCGCCGCUGCAUUGAGGACCAGCAGUACCGCCACGCCAUCGGCAUUGCCCUCGAGACGCACCGCAUGGAUUGGUUUCGAGAGGCCAUCAUGACCUCGGAUGACAUCGUGGGCAGCCUGACCUACUCGUACAAGAUCGCCAUGCAGUACAUCGAGCAGCGGCGGUUCAGGGACGAGGUGUUGGAGCAGCUGGUGUCGCUGUACCAAGGCCUCGAGACGCCGGACUACGUCAACAUGUGCCAGUGUCUCAUCCACCUGGACAAGCCACAUGAGGUCGCCUCCAUCCUCGACAAACUCAUCAAGAACGACAGUCUGAAGAGCGAGGCCAUGGACAACGAACUCAUGGCCUACCAGAUUGGCUUCGACCUGUACGAGAGCGCCACGCAGGACCUCCUCUCCCAUGUUCGCCAGGGUCUGCACACCACCGCCCCCGUGCCCUCGCUCCUCAAGGAUGUCGACGCCCUCUCCACAGCCUCCACCACCACCGCCGCAGCCUCCACCGCCACCGCCACCUCCUCCACACCCGCUGUGGAGGAGGAGGAAAAGAGCGGAGGAGCGGCAGGGGAGGAGGAGGAGGAUAUGCCCAUGGUGGAGGAGAAGACACUUGAUGAUCUGACCGAGCUGGAGAAGACCCACCAAACACGCGUAGAGAAACUUGCGCGGAUCCUGAGUGGUGAGAUGACCAUUGAACAACACCUCCAGUUCCUCAUCGCCAACAACCACACGGACAUGCUUAUCCUCCGCCACAGCAAGGAGGCCGUGCGCGCGUCAGUCUGCCACACUGCCACCGUCAUUGCCAAUGCCUUCAUGCACUGCGGCACCACCUCGGACCAGUUCCUCAGGGACAACUUGGAGUGGCUGUCCCGCGCCACCAACUGGGCCAAGAUGACAGCCACGGCCUCGCUCGGUGUGAUCCACCGCGGCCACGAGAAGGAGGCGCUCACCCUCAUGCAGGCGUACCUCCCCAAGGAGACCAACAGCCCUGGGUAUGCGGAGAGCGGCUCCCUCUACGCCCUGGGCCUCAUCCACGCCAACCACGGGGCGAACAUCAUCGAGUACCUCCUCAACCAGACCAAGGACGCCACCAUUGAUAUUGUGCGUCAUGGUGGGUGCCUGGGCCUGGGCCUGGCGGCGAUGGGCACGCAGCGCACCGACGUGUACGAGCAGCUCAAGUACUGCCUCUUCCAAGACGACGCGGUGACAGGUGAGGCGGCAGGCCUGGCCAUGGGGCUGGUGAUGCUGGGCUCGGCCAACGACCAGGCCGUCUCGGACAUGGCCACGUACGCGCGAGACACCCAGCACGAGAAGAUCCUGCGCGGCCUGGCCCAGGGCAUCGCGCUGACCAUGUACGGCCAGCAGGACCAGGCGGACCGACUCAUCACGGAGCUGAGCGAGGACAAGGACGCCAUCCUGAGGCGAGCAGCCAUGUACACCGUGGCCAUGGCUUACUGCGGCACCGCCUCCACCCCGGCCAUGAAGCGCCUGCUGCACGUGGCCGUGUCAGACGUGGACAAUGACGUUCGCCGCGCCGCCGUGGAGGCUCUGGGCUUCCUGCUGUUCCGUUCCCCCGAGCAGAUCCCCAGCAUGGUGUCCCUGCUGUCCGAGUCCUACAACCCCCACGUGAGGUACGGGGCGGCCAUGGCCCUGGGUGUGGCCUGCUCAGGGACCGGCCAGAAGGAGGCGCUGGGCCUGCUGGAGCCGCUCACCAAUGACCCCGUCAACUUCGUGCGUCAGGGCGCCCUCAUCGCCUCGGCCCUCGUCCUCAUCCAGCAGACGGAGGCCACGUGCCCCAAGGUGAAGGACUUCCGUCAGCUGUACGCCAAGGUCAUCUCCGACAAGCACGAGGACUCCAUCGCCAAGUUCGGUGCGAUCCUGGCGCAGGGGAUCAUCGACGCCGGUGGCCGCAACAUGACCAUCUCCCUGCAGAGCCGCACGGGCCACACCAGCAUGACCUCUGUGGUGGGCAUGUUCAUCUUCACGCAGUUCUGGUACUGGUUCCCACUCGCACACUUCCUCUCCAUGGCCUUCACCCCCACCUGCCUCAUCGGCCUUAACUCGGAGCUCAAGAUGCCCAAGAUGCAGUUCCUCUCCAAUGCCAAGCCCUCCACCUACGGCUACCCCGCCCCCCUGGAGGAGAAGAAGAAGGAGGUGGCGGAGAAGGUGACGGCCGUUCUCUCCAUCACCGCCAAGGCCAAGAAGAAGGACGACGAGCGGAAAAAGAAGGAGCAGAAGGACGAGAAGAUGGACGUCGACGAGGAGAAGGAGAAGAAGGAAAAGGAGGAGAAGGAGAAGGAGAAGGAAAAAGAGAAGGAGGAGAAGAAGAAAGAGGAGGAGAAGAAGAAGGAGGAGGCAGCUUUUGACCUCCUCAGCAAUCCGGCGAGGGUCAUGAAGGCACAGCUGAAGGUGGUGCGCAUGGCAGAGGGGUCGCGCUACACCCCCGUCAAGGAGCUGAGCAUUGGCGGGAUCAUCCUCAUGCGCGACACAAAGCCCGAGGACAGCGAGGAACUGGUCCAGCCCGUCCCUGCCCUGGGCCCUAAGGCUGAGGAGGAGACCGAGCCAGACCCCCCGGAACCCUUCUUCUACGAGGAGUCCUAGGAUGUUAUGAUCAAAGGUACUAGCGUAGGUCUAACUUGCACUCCUGAAUCGUUAUUUUUUCACUCUUCACUAAUUCAGAAGUGGUGUAUUUAACCCUCACUGUACGAGACGCAAUGUUAAUAUAGUACACGCCGCUACAUGCUGUCCCGGAAACUCUCCUUUUGUACUCUAACUCCUCACCCUUUCAGUCUGUUCAGUGUUCAGCAUGUUUGUUUAUGUCCAUCUAGAGUACAGGGCGUGUUGGGAGGGGCACCUUUGACCUCUCCCCCCUCGUAAAAUACCUGUCCUAAAGUUGUUAACCUGUAUCUUGUAGCACUUAAUGAAUUCUCUUGGUUUUGUCAUGGAGGUUUAGGUUACUGUGGUUCGUUGCCAACACUCGGCAACUCUAAUUAUUAAUGUACAAGAUGAUAAUUCUAUGUGCAAAGUGUUAAGGUUAGGUACGACUUUUUAAAUAAACAAAUACUUUUUCCA